Messenger RNA from Caenorhabditis angaria, 3047 nucleotides. The record is from the annotation of a GenBank genome assembly. Lineage: Eukaryota; Metazoa; Nematoda; Chromadorea; Rhabditida; Rhabditidae.
AUGGAGGCCGAUUCGAAUACGAAGGUAGGAACGGUUACUGUAGUUUCAGGCCGGACCCAGUUUGAACUUAGCCUAAGAUUCAAUAUUUCCAGGCCUACCGUAUAAUCGGCUACAUUACCGUAACCCUCUCAACAUUAGUUAUCAUCUCAAUGUGUGUCACUUUGCCAAUUCUUCAUUCUUAUAUUCGAGAAAUCCAAACAUCCAUGAAAAUCGAGAUGAAUCAAUGUCAAAAUUCGGCGAAAUCACUUUGGGUCGAUGUUUAUAUGCUGAAACAGUCAGGAGGGAAUAGAACUGCAAGACAAGCUGGAUAUGAUUAUUCGGAGAAUGAGGUGAGGAUCUCAAAUAUUCCGGAAUAUUUUCACAAAAAAUAGAUAUGAAUAUUUUGAAACAGUGAGAAAUUUGAGCCAACAAUUGUGUUUUUAAUCUCACACGGUGUAAAAUUCGCAAUGAUCAGAAAAAACUUUUCAACAAAAAAAUUAUGAAUAUUUUGAAACAGUGAAAAAUUUUAUAGUCGAAAAAUUCAAAAUAAUUUCUUCUUGCAAUUUUCAAGGAUUUUUUGAUGGAGGGAUAGAAAAAAGAAAUGUAUCAUGGGGCUAUUCAAGUAUUUUCUCAACACGCUGAGAAAACAGGAGAAAUGCGGAGAAAAUGUAUUUUCUUCACUUUUUUCGUAUUUUCUCAGCCUGCCUGAAUAGGUUUUCUUCGCUUUUCUCAGCGUUGAGAAAAUAACUUGAAUAGUCCCAUCAGAAAAAAAUCGCAAAAAAAUUUAUAUGAAAUUUUUGAAACAGUGAAAAUUGUCGAGAAUUACUGUGAAAUUAGAUAUACGUAAAACAUUGUGGAAAUCCAACAUUUUCAGAUUUUCAGCUUAAACUGUAUGCUGUAUAUAAGCUUGAAAUUCAGUUUCUAAGAAACCAGUGCUAAAAUUCCACGUGGCAUCAUAAAUUAUUUCAAAUUAUUGAAACAGUGAAAAAUUUUGUAUACAUGGUUUUUUUGGUUCGAAUUUAUCUAACAAAUCGAAAAAAUUUGAGUGGGAACAAGUUAAUCAAUCGCAUUGUUAGUUGAAUUUCAAAUAUAAGGUUGUUAUUUUCUUUAAGCCAAAAUCUACGAACGUUGGAAUAAAAAAGAUUUUCAAUUUCAACUUGUCGCAAUUGUAGAUUUUGGCUUAUGGGGUGAUUCAGUCGAAUUAAUCGACGUGAAUUUGUCAAUUAAUUGACAAAAAUCCGAGUCUUUUAGGGCGAUUAAUUUCACGUUUUUGUCAAUUCCUCGCUUUCAUUUCUUGGCAAAAAAUGCGAUUAAUUGCAUGAAAAAUAGAAUUUAUUUGACCAAUAUUUUUAAACGUGACCUAUAUGAGUUGGAAUUAUCAACAAAAAACUCAUCUUCUCUCAAUUUUCUUUCAUUUCGAAAUGAAUUAAAAAACCAACCAAAAAAUUAAGAACACGUUUCGAAAAAAAGGUCAAAUAAAUUCUAUUUCAUUUUGCAAUUCCUCAUUUUUGAAUGCAAUGAAUUGCAAAAAAUAUGGAAUUAAUCGACAAAAACGUGAAAAAGUCACACAAAAAAGACUCGGAUUUUCUGUCAAUUAACCGUAAAAAAACGAAUUGAAUCACCCCAUUAAAGAAAAUAACAACAUUAUAUUUGAAAUCGAAAAAAAAAUGGAAAAAAAAUUUAUAUGAAAUUUUUGAAACAGUGAAAAAAUUUUUCAUAAAAAAAUGAAAAAUUUUAAUUUUUCGGGAAUUUCUGUGAAGUUAUAGCUGGGUAAGAAUUUUGAAACAGUGAAUAAUUUUAUCAUCUAAAAAUUUCAGCUCAAUAAAUUCAGAUUUAAUUUUUCUGCGAUAUCGAAAGAUUACAUCAGAAAAAUUCUACAAUAAAAUUUAUAUGAAAAUUUUGAAACAGUGAAAAAUUUCAUGAGAAAAACUGAAAUGUAUAACAUUUUGAGAGUUUCUCAAUAUAUAUUGGUUUCUAUAUCAGAAGCAAAUCAACCCUAACAUAAAAUAUUGUAAAAUAUACAUCAUAAUUUUGAAACAGUGAGAAAUUCUUCCUUUCAGAAGCCCACAAUCUUCUCACCACCUCCAACAUUGGGUAUCAACAAUCAUCACGGUUCCGAUGUCAGUAGUGGUUAUGACAGUGAGCCAAGUCCACCAGCUCCAGUGCCAGUGGAGCUUGAGAGCACAACUCAAGAGAUUCCAAGUACCACUACGACUAAGAAGCGCCUGGUGAAGACUACAACCCAGGAGCCUACUACAGAGAAGAGCACUACACAAGAAUAUGAGCCGAGCACCGAGGAGCCUACACCACCUUCUGCGAGCUCCACCCAAGAAGCUAGCACUACACAGGAGCCUACCAGAACUUCUACCUUGGAGUAUUUGAAAUCUACAGUACCACCAACAACUACAGUACCUCCAACAACCACAACAGAAGCCCCAACACCCCAACCAACUUGUGAGAAUUGCUGUUUGCCUGGCCCUGCAGGCCCGGCAGGCCCACCAGGCCGACCAGGUCCCUCAGGAAAAGGCGGAGCUAAUGGCUACCCAGGAAACCCGGGCAGGCCUACCAAGAAGCCUUGCAUUGUGCCAACCGCUCCACCAUGCAAGCCAUGUCCACAGGGCCCACAAGGGCCCGCGGGCCCCCCAGGGCCUCAAGGAAAUAUUGGACAACCUGGGCCGUAUGGUGAGAAGGGUGAGCCCGGGCCACCCGGGCCACCUGGACAGCCUGGACGACGAGGCGAGAAGGGUAAACAUGGGCCGGCUGGGGAGGUCGGUGAGCCUGGAGAGGAUGUGCGUGAAGUUCCGGCGGUUCCCGGGCCACCUGGGCCACCAGGAAUUCCUGGAAAGCGAGGGCCGAAGGGGGCUCAAGGCCUCAAUGGGAAGGAUGGACAACCGGGAGAGGCUGGAGAGCCCGGAGAGCCUGGAGACGAUGGAGCUGAUGGGGAAAACGGUGUGCCUGGAAAUCCAGGCCGGCCCGGGCCUGAUGGAUCGAGCGGAGAGAAGGGCGUGUGUCCGAAAUAUUGUAGCGCUGAUGGCGGUGUGUUUUAUGAGGAUGGAACUAGGAGAUAA